AUGGCGAAUCGUGGCCGCACGCUAGAUCCUGACGUAUUUUCCAUCAAGGACCUGAAAGAGAGAGCAUCGAGAAAAACUGCCCAGGAUUAUUUCCAUGAAGGCGCCAUGGACAUGAUAACCCUUCGAGACAACGAGGCUGCCUUUAACAGAUAUCGCGUCAGGCCUCGAAGCCUCCGAAACGUGUCCGUCGUUGAUACUACGACGACGAUUUGGGGAAGUCAAGUGCUGUUCUCGUUCGGAUUCUCGCCUGCAGCGAUGCAUCGAAUUACCCAUCCGGACGGAGAAGUCGGCACGCCAAAGGUUUGUGCAGCACUGAAUAUUGGUAUGGGGCUCAGCGCGUACCCGAAUGACUUGCUGGAAGAUGUCAUUGAGCAGGCUGAGGGGAAGACGAAUCCGUAUGCCGUGCAGGUCAUUCUGUUGAAGAGUCAGCACCUGACUACAAGGUUGCUGAAAAGAGCCGAGAAGGCUGGAUAUAAAGCCAUCCUGCUAACAGUAGACGCCCCAUUCCUGGGGCGGCGUCUGAUUGAAUUUCGGAACGCAUUCUGCAUGCCCAAGGGCACCACGUAUCCAACUAUCGCGCCCGGGGUAGAUUUGAGCAAUUUGGAAGAAGGAGGGGAUAAUGAACUGGCAUACGUACCGGAAAAUGGUGUGGAUUGGGAACAGGCGAUCUGCUUCGUAAAGAGUCACACAAACCUGGAACUCUGGAUCAAAGGACUGUACACAGCCGAAGAUGUCGUGACGGCCAUCCAAUCUGGUCUGGACGGCGUCGUGAUCUCGAUUCAUGGCGGCAGGCAACUUGACGGCGUCCCGGCGACCCUGGACGCCUGGCGAGAGUGUGCCCCCGUAGCGAAAGGAAAGAUCAAAAUUGCCAUCGAUGGAGGCAUCCGACGUGGAAUCGACAUCUUCAAGACCCUCGCGUUGGGUGCCAGCUUUUGCUUUUCCGGAAGGAUCCCAAUCUGGGGCCUGGCUUACAACGGCCACAAAGGCGUCGAACUGGACAAACAGCUUCUGUACGACGAAUUCAGGUUGACCAUGGGACUCGCCGGGUGCAAAAGCAUUGCCGAGAUCAAUCGUGGACAUCCGUCAAUCCUGCAGAGCAAUGGUGUUCUUGCAAAGCGCUGA
Molecule: messenger RNA, 1122 nt
Organism: Cladophialophora yegresii CBS 114405
Lineage: Eukaryota; Fungi; Ascomycota; Eurotiomycetes; Chaetothyriales; Herpotrichiellaceae
Exons: 8
Coding region: 1-1122 (373 amino acids)
Molecular function (GO): oxidoreductase activity; FMN binding
Source: RefSeq, a predicted model, not a curated record